UGCGUGGUCGGCGGCAGAGGUUGCAGUUGGCAGCACCGGUCGGUUGCCUGGGGGCUGCCAGCGUCAUGGAAGGGAGCAACAGUUUGGCCGAGGAGGCAAAGCCAUGGCUGGAGAACUGUGCCAAGCCAGAGGUGCAGAAGGCCAAGCAGAUUGCCUACGAGAUGGGCAGCGGGAAACUACAAGUGGUGUACAACUCUACGACGGAGCAGGAUGACCAACCAAAAAUACUACCUCAGGUGAUAGCGUCCAUCUGCGUCGCGGCCUUCCACAUCGUGGUGGGCAUAUCCAUGGCCUUCUCCGCCGUCAUGGUUCCCCAGCUGGACCAGGGCGUGGCCGGUCUGCACAUCGGCAAGGAGUCCUCCUCGUGGCUGGUGAGCAUCCUGGUGCUGAUGGCCCCGGUGGGCGCCAUCUUGGCCGGCCUCAUCAUGGACAACGUGGGCCGCCUCAACACCAUCCGCCUGGCAGCGCUGCCGGCCGCCGUCGGCUUCAUCAUGAUCGCGUCCGGCCAGAGCUACGGCAUGCUGUUCGCCGGCCGCCUCAUCGCCGGCAUCGCCUCGUCCAUGGGGACGAGUCCAGCCGUAGUGUACAUCACUGAAGUUGGAUCUCCUAGGGUGAGAGGAUCUUUGAUCUCCAUGUGCCCGACUUUAGCGUCUUUAGGCAUGGUGAUCGCCUACUCGGAGGGCUACUUCUUCACGUGGCGCACCGUGGCGUGGCUGACGCUGGGCUACAUCGCGCUGUCCGUGCUGGUCAUCUCCGUGUGGAUCCCCGAGUCGCCGCUGUGGCUGGUGGCGCGUGGCCGUGUGGACGAGGCGGAGCGCUCGCUCAAGUGGCUGUCCGGCAAGAACAGCCGGCUGCCGGCCAGACAGCUGGCCAUGAUGGUCAAGUCGCAGGACAUGAAGGCGCUCGUGGUGGCAGGGUUCUUCGAGCGCUUCAGGACCUUCCUGACGCCGGCCGGCUACAAGCCCCUGGCCAUCAUCUGCGGACUCUUCGUUUUCCAACAGUUCGCCGGCAUCUACAGCACGCUCUUCUACGCCGUCACGUUUUUCGAGGACAUCGGCAGCGGACUGGAUCCCGCCUUGUCCACCAUCCUGAUGGGGCUGGUGAGGUUCAUCAUGAGCAUGUGCAACACGGGCAUGCUGAAGAAGUUCGGACGACGCCCGCUGUGCAUGAUCAGCGGCUGUGGCAUGGCCGUGUGCUUGACCAUGUCCGGCAUUUUUACCUGGAAGAUUGUCAACGAAGGCAUGGAAGGCGUGAGCUGGAUCCCGGUGACGUGCAUCCUGCUGUACGUGGUGACGAGCAUGCUGGGCCCUUUUGAUCAUGCCGUGUCGUGUGUUGUUCUCCAGGCAUGGAAGGCGUAA
This is a messenger RNA of Bacillus rossius redtenbacheri, 1358 nucleotides long. Its product is annotated as facilitated trehalose transporter Tret1-2 homolog. Gene Ontology annotation, cellular component: membrane. NCBI's taxonomy places the organism in Eukaryota, Metazoa, Arthropoda, Insecta, Phasmatodea, Bacillidae. The transcript is spliced from 9 exons. Gene Ontology annotation, molecular function: transmembrane transporter activity. Bases 66 to 1358 code for a protein of 430 amino acids. The record is from RefSeq and is a predicted model, not a curated record. Gene Ontology annotation, biological process: transmembrane transport.